Hypanus sabinus (Atlantic stingray) is the source of this 1257-nucleotide messenger RNA. RefSeq lists its product as uncharacterized. The transcript is spliced from 9 exons. The record is from RefSeq and is a predicted model, not a curated record. NCBI's taxonomy places the organism in Eukaryota, Metazoa, Chordata, Chondrichthyes, Myliobatiformes, Dasyatidae. Bases 1 to 1257 code for a protein of 418 amino acids.
AUGGUCAUCUUCUCCAAUGACAACGACACACGGGGCAAGUGCAGCCGCUCGCCCGAUCUCAUCCACACAGCGGGCAGGGGCCGCCGGCACGGCGGGGAUGCACAGGGAGAGAGGCCGCCGAGUUACCUGGAACAAGACGCAGGCUUGGCGGCCGAGACAGUGACCUGGGGCCGCUCCUCGCCCACCAACUCCACUGCAGGACGCCGGAAGCCGCUGUGUUUGGUUACCACGGCAACCGGGGAAGGUUUCCUUAGCAACGCGCGUUCCAACAGAAAACAUCGCUUGCCACCACAAGAGGCAAGAAGGCGCCGUCUGGAGCGUUACCGACUGCGGAGGAAAAGGAUGAUACACAUCGGGCUGCAAGUUGAUAGAUGGCAUCAGCUGAAAUCAGAACUGAGCCUUGAGAAUGACGCCGCCCUCGCUAAAUUUCUCCUGGAUUAUUACAGGUUUCAGAAUUUUAUCAACAUCCCUGCAGCAGCUUCCACUGACAGCAGAGAUCUCCAACCAUGGAUUAAAAACAUUGUGAGACACUUCAUCUCCUGCUGCCUGCGCUGUGGAGGUGAUGCAAACUCCCUGAUGUCUCGCUGGCGUAGCAUCCUACAUCACACAGUGAAUGUGCAUGAGUGGCUGCUUGGCGAUGGCUGCACUUCAGCUGCAUGUGAGCACGGCCCCCUCACAGAGAAGGAAAUGGCCGAUUGCAAGUGGGUGACGGUGGGAUCUCCUGCCCACUGUGCCCUGCGGGAAGUGGUCUACGACAAAUGGCUCACCUCUCACCUCAACUACUUUGCCCACGCCAGGGUAACCGAUGAACUGGAGAUAUUUAACAAACAUAUUAAAAUAUAUGCUACAAAAAACUUCACAUACGAGUACAAGGAUUACUACGUACGCACCUUGCUCGCAGCAAUUGAUCACAACUCGCACAUAGAUCGCGCAUUUCAGCAAAGUGCCAGUGGCGAAAUCAUCUACUGCAAAAUGUAUUCUAAAAAGAACAGGAAUUGGAAAGUGCUUCCCGCACUUGUCAAGAAACAAUACCAAUACUUUGAGGAGUUGCGUUUGAACAUUCUGAAAGAAAAACCGUCAAAGGAAGCCAGUCAACAUCAAUCCAAAACUACAAAAGGAGGAAGCAAGAAGGCUCUGCCUGGUAAUAGAAUCUACCUGCUAAACACCAACCACCAUGAUACAGUGUGCAACGAAGCCAAAACGUUACCUCGGUUCGUUACUCCACAGAUGCUGCUCAAUCUACUGACUUACUCAUAG